Drosophila eugracilis is the source of this 2184-nucleotide messenger RNA. Its product is annotated as polycystin-2. The transcript has a single exon. Gene Ontology annotation, molecular function: calcium ion binding; calcium channel activity. Gene Ontology annotation, biological process: detection of mechanical stimulus. The coding region runs from base 1 to 2184 and encodes 727 amino acids. Gene Ontology annotation, cellular component: membrane. The record is from RefSeq and is a predicted model, not a curated record. NCBI's taxonomy places the organism in Eukaryota, Metazoa, Arthropoda, Insecta, Diptera, Drosophilidae.
AUGACGGAGAAGAGUAGUAACGUCAUUUUCUAUAUUACAUUGGGUAUAAUGGUCGGAUGUGGCAUUUGCAUUUGGAAGUUCUCGGGAUUCUCUCAUGACGUUGCCAAGUUCAAUAUGAUCUUGGUGGCGUUUUUAGCAGUGAUUAUGGUUCAGACCCUGCUCUUUACACCCGUCAAGUUCACGGCAAUAGCCAUUGAUGCUGCUUUCUGGCCAACUCAACAAGAACCCUUGACGCCCGAUCCAAAUGCUACGGUUGGGACACAAAUGAACGCCUUGAGACUACAAUUGAAGUCGUUAAAAAGUAAGCUCCUCAUCACAGAAAGACAUCGAAAUGAGAGGGUCAAUCUGAAGUACCGCCUGAUAAAAAAGGAUAUUUUCCUAACCGGAAAGCUGUUCUUAAUCCUGUUCGUCAUGGUUUUGUUGAUGUUUAAUGAGUCGCUUUUCUAUAAUACCCAAACCACGCGAGAUCUCUUUGAAUAUGACCAUAAGAAAACAAUUGGAUUAAGAAGUUUGAUAGACGUGAAUGAUUUGUAUACCUUCCUAGAGUAUUCCUUGGUAAUGGCAUUUACGGACGAGGCCAACACCGUUGGAGGAUUUCCUUGGACUCAUGUGGAGGGCACCAGGAUGUUGGGAGUGGUGAGACUAAGGCAGAUCAGGACAGAGGACUACCACAUGGGUCUGAGGGCACCCGUUUUCACCCAGGCUGACUUUUCGGAGAGCUGGAAACUGCCCUAUGAAAGAGUACCGUAUACGGACAAGUACUGGCCUAUCUACAUGCCCUGGAUUUCGAUAGCUCCAACACUUCGGGAUACCUUGACCAUGACCAUCGUUCACCACGGGAAAUUCAUCAAUUACCCGGAAAAAAUUGGAUACGUUACUUUGCUCUCGGACACCCGCACCAAAAGUAAAUUGAUACUUCAGUACUUGUUGCAGAAACGCUGGCUGGAUUCGAAUACGACGGCACUGUUUAUGGACUUUAGUUUGUACAAUGUGGAUUCGAACACUUUUAGCGUGUGCACACUGUGGGUGGAGCAGUUUCCUUUCCGGGGCGUCAAACACCAUUUGGAGGUCGAAAGUCACGUUUUCGUGGAGCAACUUCGAGAUAUUACCCUUUUUGGAAUGCUUAUGCUGUUCGUCACCUUUUUUGAAUGGCUGCAGUUCGCCAAGGCAUUUUUUGUUAAGGUCUGGUACGAACCGCGUCUCUUGAAAACUCCAUGGAUCAUGGUGGAUGCCGUGAUCUUGAUUCUCAGUAUGUCAGUUGUGAUCAUAACAGCGUUUCGGGAUUACUUGUCACAGAAAAUGAUCAGAAAAGUGGAAAUCUCCGUGAUGGUGGAGUUUGUAGAUUUCCGCGAACCUUCUCGGCUCUCCCACUUCUCUAAUGUGGUAAAAGGCUUUACCGUGGCCCUUGUCACCUUGCGACUUUGGAAGGCGUUGCAGUUUUCGCCCACCUUUCAGCUGUUCACCAAAACCAUAUUUUUGGCAUGGCAAGCGCUUAUUUGGACUUUGGUGAUAAGCAUUAUAUUUAUUGCCGCCAUUAGCAUAUCCACCGUGACAAUUAACGGCAACAAUACCUAUUCCUUCAGCGACAUGUCCAAGGGCCUUGUUACGGUCACCUGUUUCGCCUUCGGCUACACUAAUAUCGUGACCCCGGAGGAACUAUUUCACGGUGGAAAGUGGCUGGGCAUUAUAUUGUACGUCAUAAUGGGAUUUCUGGUCGAGUACAUGCUGGUCAAUUUGAUUGUGUCAAUGCUCCGGGAUCAAAUGGUUUCUAUUAAGUCGAAAAAGGAUAGCCAGCAGGGUCAGCGAUUAUCCUUUUGGGAAUUCCUUCGCGUGGAACACGCUGGUUUUUUAAAUUUUAUUUUAAAGAUGUUCAAGAUCAAGACAAGCUACAGUUCGAAAAAUCGAACUGUAGCGCAGAAUAUCGAACAAAAUCUGAAAAAUAUAGAGGAAAAGAGUAUGGGAACCUUAAAAAUUAAAGGCUACACGGAAACGACUACGCGGCCAAGCGGGAAAGUGCUCCAGCUGAGGUAUAGAGAGCGCAUCGAACGAACCCUCGCCGUGGCCGCAAUCCUCCAUGCCCAAAUGGAUCUCAUCGAGCGGCUAAUGUUUGGGGAUGAAGAUGGAAAUCUGCCAAAAAUGGACGAGGAUAAAGAGCCUGCUUCUACUCCGAGCAGUAUCAAAUAA